CCCUGAAUAUGCGCCAAACACUCGCUCAUCGCCCGCCGCCGCAAUCUUCAAGUCUGCAGGUCCUUCGAUUACGGAGUUGUCAGUCGACGCCAUUUCGGUUCGUCCCUUUCUUCUUAUUCGUCCGAAUGUCCGUCCAGCAGACGGAGCUGCCAAUGGGCGCCGCCGAAUCUCCAGAAGCCGAAGCCAAAGCUCGGCCAAUUCGCGUCGCAGGCGCCGGGGCUGGACGACGGCCCGCAAUCGGUUCGCUCGGUCGGUCUCUCGGGUUGCCAACUUAAGACAACACGAGAAAGUGUGGACAGAGCGAGCGGGCGUUACGAUUCUGCUCUUCUUGCGGUGGCGCGUGAAGAGCCCGACGCGCGCCUCGUCUUCUCGUCGAUGCAAUUCGGUCGUCGGUGCAGUUCGAUCUAUGAUAAAGGUCGAGGGCUGUCUGGAUACUCGAGCGGGUGACCGACAGGCAGCUCGGAAAUUCGACAACUGGCCCACGACGCGGCCUGGUGGUUCAGGGCAUGUUUCUGAAACAGCUUCGUGCGAUGACGGACUCGAAAGGGCCGCCAUUUCAAUUGCAGACCUCAGAUACUGGCCCUCCCGGCCAGGAUCAGAGGAAAGGAGGCUCCUUACUCGCAAGAGAGUUACCUGUGCGAAGGCAAAAGACCCGCAUUGUGGAGAAAAUUAAGGAAAAUCGAGUCACCAUCAUACUCGCUGAUACCGGAUCAGGGAAGAGCUCACAGGUGCCGCAAAUGCUCUUGGAAGAGGGCAUGGGACCGAUAAUUUGCACCCAGCCUAGGAGGCUCGCGGUUGCUACUGUUGCUAAGCGAGUGGCUGAGGAGCGUGGCUGUACCCUUGGGGGUGAAGUAGGCUAUCAAAUUGGUCAGCAGAAAGUCAGCUCCACACGUUCAAUGAUUGUAUUUAAAACCUCUGGGGUUUUACUCGAAGAGCUCAGGACCAAUGGCGUGGCUGCAAUCAACAAGUACAAGGUCAUUAUCCUGGAUGAAGUCCACGAGCGAUCAGUGGAGUCUGAUCUCGUCUUGACGAGUGUGAAACAUCUUCUUCAGAGCACUAGCGUGAAGUUGGUCCUUAUGUCGGCAACAGCUGACUUGUUGAAGUAUGAAGUCUACUUCAAAGAUAUAGAUCGAGGCGAGCGGGUUGAAAAAAUUGCUAUUCAAAAUCUUGCGGACAAACUACAGAGCAUGAUUCUGAAUACCAAGGUUUCAUACUUAGAACAGGUGGUCAAGUUGCUGGGGAAUGUGCCGGAACAUGUUGCUCUCCUGGAUCGCUUUACUGAACGCGAGGAAGUUGGAGCGGCUGAGAGGGGAAUCGACAUCGGGGAUGGGACUUUGAUGUUGAUAAGAGACUUGAUUCUUCAUCUACACAGCAGCGAACCAGAUCUUAAAAAAAACGUGCUGGUGUUUCUUCCUACUUACAGGUCUUUGGAGCAGCAAUGGUUGCUUCUAAAUGCAUCCAAGGCUCCUUUCAAAAUUUUCGUCCUUCACAGCAGUGUAGAUAUAGAGGACUCUAUACGAGCAAUGGAGGUAUCUCCCGUCAACAGACGCAAGGUUAUCUUAGCUACGAACGUAGCAGAGUCAUCAGUAACCAUUCCUGGGGUAUCAUUUGUGAUCGACUCAUGUCGAUCUUUGGAAAUUUUUUGGGACCGUGACCAGAAGAAACACAAGCCCCGCUUGAAAUGGAUAUCGGAAUCGCAGGCCAAUCAGCGAAAGGGAAGAACAGGUCGGACAUGUGAUGGCGUUGUCUACAGGAUGGUGCCAAGGAAUAUGUUCCUGCGGUUUGACAAGUUCGAGACCCCUGCCAUGCAGCUUAUAUCACUGAAAAAGCAAGUCUUAAUGAUUCUAACUUCCGUAUCGAAGGCACUGAACGAUCCAUCUGCACUACUAAAGAAGUGCAUGAAUCCGCCUCACGUGGACACUAUCGAAGAUGCUUUGGAUGCACUCAAGGAAAUGAAGGCAAUUGAAUAUGACCAGAAAGGAAAACAUAGACCUACUUUUUAUGGACGACUCUUAGUAUGCCUUCCGCUCUCCUUGGAGUCUGCAAUUAUGGUCGUCAGAGGAGGCCAACUUGGUUACACUCGAGAGGCAGCUCUCCUAGCUGCAAUCCAGGAUUGUACUCCAAACCCUAUCUCAAGGCCCUUCGGAAACCCUUACAAGUAUCAACAGAGCGUGGCUAACUACUACAAACCUGAGGAUGGAGAGGAAGUUGCAAGUCUUGCCACCAACAUGCUUGCAAAUAUGUAUGCUUACGAGUUUUGGCAACGAUCUUUUCAGGAUAAACAACGCCUGAGAAACUUAUCGGAACAAGCAAGAACGUUCGUCGUUGCCAACGGAAAUGUGAAGAACCGGGGGGAAGAGACAGAGCUUGACUGGUGUUCCCAACACCAACUGAACCUGACUGCCCUGCGUGCAGUUGCAGAAACUGUGGAAGCCAUCAUGGAAGCCUUGCAUAGAUUUCGGCCAGAGUUUCUGAACAAUGUUUCAGGGCCUCCGACGUACAUUACGCAUGCCUACGAUCAUGUAUGUGAAGUAUCUCCAGCCGACUCCGGAAAUGGCAGUGUGCACGGAAGCUGGUAUCAUGAAGUAGAGCAUAAAAGUGAUAAUGACAGGGAGGACGUCGGCCACGAGAAUGGAGGGUCGAUGUUUGAGAAUGGGAGUUUCGCGACACAAGAGGAAAGAAAAUGUUUAAGGAUUCCGUAUACUUCAAAUGGAACUCAUCACUCUUUGGAGGUCGAACGAAUUUUGACUGCACUUCUUAUUCAGGCACCAAAAGGAGAAGAACGGCCUCCUUCUACGAAAUUGGAAGAAAUCCCUGCAGAUUCAGAGUCCAGUAAUGUUCCACUCUGCGGUUUUUUUCUGCGGGGAAUGUGUAUCAAAGGCGAUGAUUGCAAUUACUCACACUCAAGAACUGCUCAACCUACACCCUGCCGCUUCUUUUCUUCACCUAGUGGAUGUCGUUAUGGUGAUUCGUGCAUAUAUUAUCAUGGCGAGCCUAAAAAAUAUGUACUGCCACUUAAUAGUGAACCGUUGUGUUGCUAUGAGGAGCAGCCAUCUGCGCGGUCCAUGUUGGAUCUCCUUCCUCAAUUAGGCGAAGGGGAAUCCCUUCUGCUUUUUGGGGAAGGGGACUUCUCUUUCGCGCAAAGUUUGUCGUCAUAUAUUCCCCCCCACCAGAUUAUCGCAACUUCACUUGACAAGGAGGAUAUCAUUCGUUGCCUUCCGCUUCUGAACCAGAGAAUCCAAAACCUUCGGAUGAAUCAGAUGCAAAUUCAUUGGAAUGUAGACGUGACGAGUCUUGUGACCAGCCCCACAAGGGACAGAAUCAAUGUGUCACAAAAUUUCGCGAACCUAAUUUCCUGGCCGGGAGUGAGGUGCAUAAUCUGGAAUUUUCCAUUCGCAGAUGCAGAAGAAGAUACGGCCAAGCACCAGGAACUUGUGCAGAAGCUUUUUGCGUCUCUGAGUGUCUUGAUGGAAACGUUGAGGCUGCAACCCAUACCAGUCAUCGUUACCUUGUGCAACGAUCAAUUUUGCCGCUGGAGGGUGGAAAGAGCAGCCAGAGCUUCCUUCUUUUUCCUUACCUGCUCGUUGCCUUUCGACAGCAAGGCCUUUGGCGGCUAUCACCCCAUCAGGAACAAUCUUCUUUCAACUUUUCCUGUCGAAAAAGCUCUGGUUUACAUGUUUGAACACUAUCCACCUCCCAUGCAGACUUGAAAGGAGGACAGCGAUACCCGACUUGUGGAUCAUCAAGGUUUGCAAUCUUGCCAGAUGCAGGAAGUUUUGCUGUUGUAGGCUACACGCUGUUGUUGGCUUGCUGUUGUGCGCGGCUUGAAACAACGACACGGAGGACAACAUUGAAGCAUCAUGACAAUCGUCCCCAGCUUGUGCACACUGCAGAAAUUUUACAGAAGACUUGACACGGAGGUAAGAGCCAACGUUCAACGCGGAAUUUGCAAGUAUUCUUGCCGGGUCACUACCCGGCAAGAGCCAACGUUGGCUAAACCCUAAACGUUCCUCGUUGAACGUUGGCUCUUACCUCGUGAAUGUUGGCAGAGACUUGAAGUCUCUGGAAACUAGAUUCAGGGUGGCAUCCUGGUACUCAUGCGUACCAGGAUGUCACACAAUAGAUAGAGGGUUUUGCAUUUUGAACUAUGUUUGGAUUCCAAACAUAGUGUUGUCCGUCGGCCUGGAGAGUGAGUAAAUACGACAGAGGCUUGAAGUUGGAAUUGGAAUUGGACAAGAAUUGGAAUCUUGUCCAUGUGAAGAAGAAAAUUAGCCUAGUCUCCACAGGAGAAGUGUACGUACCACUCAUGUAAAUAUGGGAGUCUUCUGCGAAACGUACUGAAAGUUCAAUUGUACGAUCUUUGAGUAU
Marchantia polymorpha subsp. ruderalis is the source of this 4368-nucleotide messenger RNA. Lineage: Eukaryota; Viridiplantae; Streptophyta; Marchantiopsida; Marchantiales; Marchantiaceae. The record is from the annotation of a GenBank genome assembly.